Messenger RNA from Sparassis crispa, 684 nucleotides. Its product is annotated as NADH-ubiquinone oxidoreductase 19.3 kDa subunit, mitochondrial. Gene Ontology annotation, molecular function: NADH dehydrogenase (ubiquinone) activity; quinone binding; 4 iron, 4 sulfur cluster binding. The coding region runs from base 1 to 684 and encodes 227 amino acids. Lineage: Eukaryota; Fungi; Basidiomycota; Agaricomycetes; Polyporales; Sparassidaceae. The record is from RefSeq and is a predicted model, not a curated record. The transcript is spliced from 8 exons. Gene Ontology annotation, biological process: aerobic respiration; mitochondrial respiratory chain complex I assembly; electron transport coupled proton transport.
AUGUCGCUCGCGACAUACAGAGCAGCAGUUGCUAACGCUGGACGACGAGCCGCUCUCCGCCCAGCGGUUGGUGUCUACGCGUCUCGCCAGCUGCACAUAACGUCCCCCGUCUCCUCUCCUACCGACAUUCCGACUUCCUCCACAUCUGCGGCCAAUCCCAUAACUGAGAUCGCAAAACGCGGCUCGAACCAACUGAGUCUUGAGCACCCCGCGAACAAAGCAGAGUAUGUGCUCUCGACGCUGGACAAGGUGGUGAAUUGGACGCACCAGGGUUCUAUGUGGCCUGUGACCUUCGGUCUUGCUUGUUGCGCUGUAGAGAUGAUGCACAUGGCCGCUGCACGGUAUGACCAGGACCGACUCGGUGUCAUCUUCCGUGCCAGUCCCAGACAGUGCGAUAUCAUGAUCGUCGCGGGGACGCUGACGAACAAGAUGGCACCGGCGCUCCGGAAGGUGUACGAUCAGAUGCCCGAGCCGCGUUGGGUGAUCUCUAUGGGCUCCUGCGCGAAUGGCGGAGGGUACUACCACUACUCGUACUCCGUCGUCCGAGGUUGCGACCGCAUUGUGCCGGUUGACAUCUACGUUCCCGGUUGCCCUCCGACUGCAGAGGCGCUGCUUUACGGCAUGCUGCAACUGCAGCGGAAGAUGCGGAGGAACAGGAAGAGCACGUUGUGGUACCGAAAGUGA